Anas platyrhynchos (mallard) is the source of this 1267-nucleotide messenger RNA. The record is from RefSeq and is a predicted model, not a curated record. Lineage: Eukaryota; Metazoa; Chordata; Aves; Anseriformes; Anatidae.
AAUUUGGUGCUGGGUGGCGAGGUGGUGUUGGGGGAAGAGCUAGGCUAAGGAGAGCUUCCUCUUGCUCUGCCCCUUCCCAUCUCAAAUUGGGGGCUGACAAAGCCCCCAAGAGAGAUCCAGUUCAAGUUGCCAAGUCUCUGAAGGACAGGCUGGGAUUACCUCCUAAACAGACCAGCACUGAGAGAGGGAAGGCUGCUAAGCCGAUGGGAGAGAUCCGUGUGAAAACACUGGAGGAAAUCCGUCGUGAGAAAGCUCUUCAGAGACGCGAAACUCAAGCCAAAGGCGAGGCUGAAGGGCAUGGUAAAACUGAAGAUUCCAGCGCAGGGGCAAGACCUGCUCGUGCAGGUCGCAUCAAAACUUUCCCUGAAGCCUUGUCUGAAAACAAGAAUAAUCGCUUGGUAGAAGAGAAGAAAAAAGCAGGAGAAUCCCCUAGCAAGAGCAAAAUUCAGGCACCUGAAAAAGAAGAAAAGAAGGCAGUGAAAUUGAACCGGCCUUUUCCUACCCUUUCCUCUGUAGCUGAUGUACGGCCCACGCAGCAGAGUGGAACUCGUAAAUGUCCAGAGAAGAGCUUUGAAGAGAGCCGUUGGGAGAAGUGGCAACAGCGAGAACAACAAGAGAAGCUUCGGAAGGAGGAAGCUGCUGUCAAAUCUACUGCUGGCUUCUUUAAUACUGAACCAGCAGGGAAAGUGGCAGCUCAAUUUCAGGGCCAGGAAGCUAAAACCAACUUGAUGACAUCUGCGAAGCCUUCGGGUGGGAAAGUCACUUUCCCCAAGAAGAAGGCACUGAAACGUAAGGCACCUGGGAGUUAUCCCUCUGCCGUAGCAGCUGUGGAACUACGGACUGCCUUUGCUGCUGACAUGAUGGGACCUCCAGCCAAAAAAGCAGCCAUGGGUGUUUCAGACGUGCCGGAGCACAUCCCAGCCAUCAGACUUGAAGAAAAUCCCCCAAACAGACCUGAAGUGCGUCUUGGAAGCCCGGCAAGAUUUGAGGAGCAGAUGGAGAUCGAUCUCGAGACCUCGACCUCAGCUUCUUCCCAGCUAGAAGAGGCACGCACACGCCAGCUGAGUUCCGCGGGGAACGCGCCCUUAUCUGCGGAUGAAGAUUUUGAGAAGCUACUAUGGGAAAUCUCAGGAGGCAGACUGGAAGCCGAAAUUGACUUAGACCCAGGGAAGGACGAGGAUGACCUCCUCCUUGAACUCUCCGAGAUGAUUGACAGUUGAACCGCGUAGUCCUAUGGUAUAUUUAAAAAUUAAAAAAUUAAACUGUU